AAACGUAUAUGCAUGGUUUGUUGACAUGCGCGCGACCUGCAAACUGCUAUCAUCACAAGAAACUCAUGCUGGUCAGUCUCUCACUCAAGAUUAUGUCUUUUAGCUCAUGCAUUCCCAAAUUCUCGGUUUUGUUCGAAUAUCUUUUCCCCCACUCGUACACCCCUCAGCAUCGUGCAGUCGGACGCGUUUGACGCGGAAACUCACACUUUACUCGCAAUACAACACGAUGCCUAAAAAGGACAAGACGAGCAAAAGCAACCCCAAACCACCAGAGACACCUCCAGGCCCCGUAACUAAAGUUAAAGACGGGACAAUUACAAUAGCAAUACAUGCUAAACCCGGGGCCAAACAAAACGCAAUCACAGAUGUGUCCGAGGAGGCGGUGGGUGUCGCCAUUGCUGCUCCUCCGACAGACGGAGAGGCCAACGCGGAACUGGUGCGAUAUUUAUCCAAAGUCCUGGAGCUGAAGAAGAGUCAAGUAUCAUUAGAUAAGGGCUCCAAAUCCAGAGAAAAGGUUAUCAAGGUGACUGCAGCUGUCAGCCAGGAGGAAAUCCUGAAGAAACUGAGGACAGAGGCUAGUGGCUGACAUACUGAAAUGGAUUGUUUGCUUUAAAGGGAUAGUUCACCCAAAAAUGAAAAUUCUGUCAUCAUUUACU
Rhinichthys klamathensis goyatoka is the source of this 656-nucleotide messenger RNA. RefSeq names its product chromosome unknown C15orf40 homolog (gene cunh15orf40). Gene Ontology annotation, cellular component: cytoplasm. The transcript is spliced from 4 exons. Bases 107 to 586 code for a protein of 159 amino acids. The record is from RefSeq and is a predicted model, not a curated record. NCBI's taxonomy places the organism in Eukaryota, Metazoa, Chordata, Actinopteri, Cypriniformes, Leuciscidae.